AUGCCCAAGGGGGUUGUUAAGGCUUUAGUUAAAAUUCAAUCAAAUUUCCUGUGGGGUGGCUCUGAUAUUAAGAGGAGUGUUCACCUGGUGAAUUGGGGUGAGGUUACUAAAAGUAAAAAUCAAGGGAAUUUGGAUGUGAGAGAUGUGGGUGAGGUGAAUGAUUUUUGGAAGGAUAUAGUGCAGCUCACCACAGUUAACCAGCCUUUGGGUGAGUUCUAUGGUCAGAAUCUUAAGCUAUCAGUGGGUAAUGGGAGGAGGAUUCAGUUCUGGACUGAUGCUUGGCUCAAUGUCAGAGGUUUGAAGGAAGAUUAUCCCAGAUUGUAUAGUCUGUCCACUGAGAAAGAAGAAUCCUUACAGCAAAUUAGUGCUAAGAAGAGCAGUCUAGGGGUGUGGCAGCUCCAAUUCAGAAGAACUCUAUUGGCUUGGGAGGAAGAAAAGCUGCAGAGGCUAUUUGAAUUACUAGAAUCAUCCCCUGCACUUAGGGUGGAAACGGAAGAUUCUUGCUCUUGGCUUGCAUCUACUUCUGGGCAAUUUUCUGUAUUCUCAGUGUGGAGUUGGUGGAUUGCAGGAAAAAGUUAUGGUAUGAGGGUGCCAGCUGGGGUGUGGGUAAGUUUGGCACCUCCAAAGAUGCAGUUCUUCUACUGGCUGGCUUGGAGAGGCAGAAUAAAGACAUCUUCCUUCCUCCAUAUGAUUGAAGUUUUACCUCCCAAUGUAGAGACCCAGUGUGUGUUCUGUCAAACCGAGGUGGAGUCUCUAGAGCAUAUGCUUUUGUUUUGCCCUCAGGUUUGGAAGUGCUGGGCAGCCAUGGCCAGCUGGUGGGAUCAGUCUUGGGUCAUUGCUGGCUCUAUUGAGGGUCUGCUACAGUGGUGGUCAGGGGGUAAGUUGAAGUCUUGGGUCUUUAGAGCUUGGCAGGUUGUUCCUUCUGUUGUGAUGUGGUCAGUUUGGAAGCUGAGAAAUGACUGUUUGUUUAAGGGGGUUAUUCCAGAUUUUGAAGGAUUAUGUGAGAGGAUGAAAUUGUAG
Messenger RNA from Camellia sinensis, 1020 nucleotides. NCBI's taxonomy places the organism in Eukaryota, Viridiplantae, Streptophyta, Magnoliopsida, Ericales, Theaceae. The record is from RefSeq and is a predicted model, not a curated record.